Molecule: messenger RNA, 1273 nt
Organism: Rubroshorea leprosula
Lineage: Eukaryota; Viridiplantae; Streptophyta; Magnoliopsida; Malvales; Dipterocarpaceae
Source: the annotation of a GenBank genome assembly
CAAGCUUAGAUAUUUUUUUCUUUCCUUCCUCAUUUUCACGCUGAUCUGCUCUGUCUUCUUCCCGAUCCUUCCUCCCGAAAAGCCCCCAAGCCACCGACUCUCUCUCUCUUUGAAAAAAAAAAAAAAACCGGUGAAGGCCUCUUGAAAUUUCCCUCCUUUCUUGCUCAAGAACCAAGUUUCAAGCCUAGACCUCUCUCCCUCCACCCAGAAAUUUCAGAUCUACUCUGCGUCUUCCUCCCUCUGCCGUCCGCGAGCUACUCUGCCGGUGAGAGUGCUUCGGUUUUGGUAAGGGAACAACCAUGAAAUUAUCUCUUAAGCUUUGAUUUAUGUUGGGUUUACUCUAAUUCCUCUUAGUUCUCCCAAUUUUGGUAGCCCGCGAGCUUCCCCUGCCUUCCCGCCGUUCUCCCCAAGCCACAGCUCCGGUUUUUUUGCUGAAUUUUUCUGGUACUUAAUUAUUCUGCACUGUAGCGCUUGGGAUUAGUGGUCUGUUUGGUGCGAUUUGAGGUAAGUAAAUUAUGAUAACGCCCUCCGAUUUUAAAGCACAUUUUAAUUUGAUUUGUUUUUGAAGUGGCGGCGGAACUAAACCCGUUUUAUACAAAAUAAGUAUGAUUGAUUUGAACUGAAAAUUUUUAUGAUUUUUAUGGAUUUGAGCAUGCCUACUUGAAGUUCAUUGAUUGUCCUGAUGAUUUGAAAGUUAAUUGUAAAGAAUGAUUUUCUAUUAACUUCUGCCUGUUCUGUCUCCGAUGUGGUUAUGUUAUUGUAAUCCUGCUAGUGGGGGUUAAACGCUAGCACAUGUCGACAUGUUAUUGAUAGAACCGGUUCGUUUGAGUGACCUUGCUAGUGGGGGGUUAUACACCAGCAAACAGUGUAGCCUGCCAGUGGGAAGUUUAAUACACUGGCCAUGACUUAUAGAGGAGACGUCUAUUUCGUUCCCGUAUUGUACCCAUUUUUUUCUGUGAUUACACUUGUUGGCAUGCUAUAAGUUUAAUGAGGGCACUCCAUGUUUUACUUACUGAGAUAUUUUAUCUCAUAGUUUUUCUUGUCCACCAUUUCAGGUAGUGAGACCCGACGCAUGGGGAGCCCAGGGGAGUGAUGAGCUAGACGGCUAGGCACUUUUGAACUUAGGUUUUUGUAGCUAAGCCGUUAGUCACCCAUGCUUGAUAUAGAGAUUUUGUGUACAGAACUUAGUGUUAGUCAUGAUUGUAUAUAUAUGAAGUGAUAAAUUUUGUACAUAUGACUGGUAAAUAUUUGGUAAUUAAAAAGGCUUAGAUUU